Asterias rubens (European starfish) is the source of this 3423-nucleotide messenger RNA. RefSeq names its product CLK4-associating serine/arginine rich protein-like. The transcript is spliced from 15 exons. The record is from RefSeq and is a predicted model, not a curated record. Bases 89 to 2017 code for a protein of 642 amino acids. Lineage: Eukaryota; Metazoa; Echinodermata; Asteroidea; Forcipulatida; Asteriidae.
UCAAAAUGGCGGCGUUUUACGAUGGAAAGAAGUGAAUGAAUUUCUGCGCUCUACGAAAUUUGCACUGGUCCCAGUGUUAAACGUCAAAAUGUGGCACGAAGCUAAGAAACAAGAACGUAAGAUCCAUGGGAUUAUCGUGGAUUACAGAAAAAGAGCAGAGAGAAGGAGAGAGUUUUAUGAGAAGAUUAAACAAGAUCCUACACAGUUCCUGCGAAUUCAUGCUAGAGCAUGCAAGGUACACUUGGAUCCCGCAGUUGCCUUGGCUGCAGAAGGCCCUGGAACAAUGAUGCCCUGGCAGGGAGAUAAAAUGCACAUGAUCGACCGCUUCGAUGCUCGGGCCCAUCUAGAUGUCAUUCCGGAUCAGAGUGUGAUAGCGGCCAUCUUACCUGCCCCUCACGACCCAGACGAAGAGAAGUGCUACUAUGAGCGUUAUCGCACUCUUGUGCAGAAUGAGUGCGCUGGAAUUUCUGAGGAGCAAUGCCUACAGCAGAUUCAGAUAGAUGAGAUGUUUCCAGACGUAAGCACACAGAAAACCAUGAAUGAAGAGAAGGAAAAACUAAAAGGCAAGAGAGCAGCGAUUGGUUUCACCUAUGAGGUGAACAACAAGGAUGAGAAAGGGCAAGACGAUAAGAAUCAAGAGGCAGGAGAAGACUCGGAUGAAGGUGAUAGUGACAGCUCGUCGGAUACUAGUCUCAGUGAUAUUGACAUCGAUAUAAAUGUAGAUGUGGAUGAACUCAAUGAAGAACAGAAAGGAGAGCUUAAUGUUGUAGGCACUAGAUACGGCAUGAAGCCAAAGGAAUACAUAAGAAUGCUAGAAAGGGACAAACAUGAGUUGGAUAUGCAGAAGAAAUAUAAAGAGAUAGAAGAAGAAAAAGCCUUGUAUUCAGGAAGAAAAUCAAGAAGAGAGAGGCGAAUGCUUGUGGAGAAGAGGUUACUAGCAAGGGGAGACAACAAAAUGAGCCCUCCAAGUUAUGCCAGUCGAGACAGCCCAACAUACCAGGACUACAGACGCUCUCGUUCCAACUCCUCAAGAAGUCGAUCCAGCUCCCCAGAAGACACUGGCAAGGUCACCUUCAUCACCAGCUUCGGUGAGGACAAGGAAGAACAGGCAGCGAAGAGCGAACAAGCCUCCAACAGCAAGACGCAGAAGUCGUCUUCCAAAUCUCUGUCUGGGUCUGAUUCUCAUUCCAGGACACGAAGGCGUCAUAGACACUCCUCUUCCUCUACCAGCUCAUCAAGAUCUCGUUCGAGAUCACCUUUACAGGGGAAGCAUCGUAACCAUAGCAACUCAAGAUCUCGUUCCCGUUCAUUGUCAAGAGGUCGGCAUAAACGACGAGGCUCCAGCUCAAGUUGGAGUUCGCGGUCCAGAUCCCGAUCCCCAGUGAGGGGCCACCGGCGUUCUCGCUCUAGAUCACCAGAGAGACACGGAGCCCGACGUCUUUCCCACGAUCGGUAUCGUAGGUCACGUUCCAGCUCCAGAUCGAGGUCACAUGGUUGGACGCACAGGCCCAGGUCGCGGUCGAGAUCACGGUCGAGGGACCGUUUCAGGGGAAGAUCGAGAUCAAUGAGCCGUGAGAAGGGAAAACUACUGCAAACUCCUAGCAGCUUAAAAAAUAAAAGAUCAACAGAAAGUAGUGUGGGUAAAACACCUGGCUCUGUCGACAAAAAAACAAUGACACCACAAGAAAGGCUGAAACUUAAAAUGCAGAAAGCGCUAAACAAACAACAUAAAGCAGACAAAGUCAAACAGCAUCAGAAAAGAUCAGCCAAAGAACUUGAGCAAAUGGAGAGAGAAGAAGAACUGAGGGAAAUGACUCGGCAGUUUCGCUACAAGGAGCAGGAGAAGAAAGAGCGUGAUCGAAGCGAGAGGGCCUGGAGAGACCGCCCUCGCUCUCGCAGUCGUUCCAGAUCCCCUGAGCGCAGACGCAGAUACGGACGUGACAGAUACUCACCGGAGAGACGACGCUCCAGAUCCAGGUCGAUGUCCCCUAGACCUCCUGCUCGGUAUAGGUAUUGAGUCAUUUGAGUCGGCUGGUUUGACAGUGUCUUAUAAUGUACAUGCAGUUGCAAGGCUGCAACAGAACCAUUGCACAUAUUAGCAUCACCCAUUUUUGUCGCGUUGCUUAAACAGAGGAUUAUGUUAUAUACCUUUCAGCUAAGCAGUUUUUAGCAGGUGUCCGUCACUUAUUGUACAUGUCAGACAUGGUAUUUUGGCUGGUGACCUGAUGCUGGUAAAGCAUCUGAUUGUACAUGUGAGACAUGGUGUUUUUGGCUGGUAAUCUAAUUCUGGUAAGCAUGAUUUGGUUGUGCUUGGCUACUUGAUGUACAUCUUAAGCAGCUGUAUUAAAUUGGGUGCAGGACGUCAGUGAUCGACAAACCAAUACAUGUACAUGUAAACCAAGAUCUGUGCAAAUUUUAAUGGUUUGGGCACUUCCAUGCUGGUUGAUUUCUACUGUGUAAUUUACCUUCUGAAAAUAAAUGUUGAGUGGCAAAACAUAGUACAAGUGUUGCAAUUGUAAAUACAAAUGUACUCUGAAUGUCCACCAAUGUUCUAUGAUGCAACUACUUUGAAAUUGUCUAUGUUUGUGGAGAUGUCAAUGAAAGUACAUACAGCUGUUCUUAUUAAUACCAGAGCUUUUGGAUACGCAUGUUAUUCAAAAAAGUGGUUUUCAUUCUAAAGAUUUGUAGACAUUCUAAAGAUACAUUGCUGCACAGAAAUAGGGUAAAACUGUAUGAUAUUUUUUUUCUAAUUGGUGGAAAGUUCUUUCUUUAAAAAUGAAUUCUACUGGGCACUUUUUGUUUAACUGAAAUUAUCUCUCGGUGGCUGCCAAAACAAAUGCUACACAAGAAACACUGUUUUUUUAACUGUACGGUUACACUUGGUAUUGUAUAACUAGCCUUUCAUCCAAUAGUGUAUGUAGUUUAUGAAGAAAGUGCAGCUAAAACCAGUUCAAAGGCAAGUAGUUUUGAAGUGAUGAUGAGGGGUAUUUAUAUUGGUAUCAAAAUGUAGGAAAGCAAACUGCCAUGUUUGGUGGAAGGCCCCCUCCCUCAUGGUACAUCAAUGGGGGAAGGUACAUUCCUGUUUUCUUUUUUGACUGGGGUUGGAGAGAAGUUUAGAAUGGGAAACGCAUCAAAUCCCCCUACAACAAUGGAAAGAGAGAACGCACCUUUAUCUAAACUUUGGUAUCAAGUUGUGGAAAUAUUCUAAUAAUAACCCACAUGUAAGAAGGAGAUUAUGUUACCAAGGUGUUCUCACGUUACAGGCGUUCGAGUGUUGGAUUUUCUAUUUUUCUUUCGUAGUGUUGUGAGAUACAUGAACAUCAUUCAUAUAUUGCCACAAAGAUCAAUGUGACAAAUGUGUUGUUUGAUUAACAUGUACUUUCAGGACAUGAAUAAAUAAACAAAGAUAAAUCCACUGUAAAA